Molecule: messenger RNA, 5619 nt
Organism: Xiphophorus hellerii (green swordtail)
Lineage: Eukaryota; Metazoa; Chordata; Actinopteri; Cyprinodontiformes; Poeciliidae
Gene: mtmr4
Product: myotubularin related protein 4
Exons: 19
Coding region: 664-4218 (1184 amino acids)
Biological process (GO): regulation of autophagy; phosphatidylinositol dephosphorylation
Cellular component (GO): cytoplasm; membrane
Molecular function (GO): protein phosphatase binding; metal ion binding; phosphatidylinositol-3-phosphate phosphatase activity
Source: RefSeq, a predicted model, not a curated record
ACCCCGCGUUCAGCUUCGAGGAGGGCACAGCACACUGCAGUUGUCAGAUAGCACGUGCGCGGCAGCUUUCCCUGUCGGCCCUCCUGCUUACGCUGCUUGCUUAGCGAGAACCGUAUUCCUGUAAGAAGCUAGCGGGGGGGAGGAGUGCGAGAUGAAAGGGAUACAGGAGGAGAGAUGCGAGCGUGUCAAAUGGAGAGAGAGAGGUUGAUGCACAUGCGGAGGGGUGGAGCUUAGCAUCAGGCAGUUCCCUCAGUCUUCCUUUCUCCCAUUUUUUUCCCCCUCCGUUACUCCAUCUGCGGUGCUUUUCAGCUCUUCCCACAGUUUUUUGCCUCACCGGCUCCAUCGGACUGCGGCUCCUCGUUGUACCUUUCAUGGACUAUCCUCUUUUUCUCAGCCGUGCAACAGGGACUGUCUUCAGACGCCGGCACGCUCCCUCUCCCCUCUCUGGAGUGGUGGGGGGAGAGGACUGGGGUUUGGGGAUCCUAAAUGACACCAGCUUGUCAUCCUCCAGCACAUCUUGAGUAGAGAGAAACCCGCUAAAGGUGGCUGGGGGUACACGAGUUCGAGGGGGGCCGGGGCGGCUAGGAGAAGGAUGGUCACGCCGGCUCCUAGUGCUGCAGUCGCGCUGCUCGUCUUUCAGGCACAGUCUUGCUUUUCCUCGACAUGAGCCUCGCAGCAAGGGUGUCCUGCUCCAUGCUCAACUGCUUUGGUGAAGAGGGGCCUCCCAGUCUGGAGUACAUCAAGGCCAAGGACUUGUUCCCCCAGAAGGACCUGGUGAAGGAGGAUGAAAGCCUUCAGGUCCCAUUCCCAGUUCUUCAGGGGGAAGGAGUGGAAUAUCUCGGCCGUGCCGACGAAGCCAUCAUCGCCAUUUCCAACUACAGACUCCACAUCAAGUUCAAAGACUCUGUCAUCAACACCUACCCUGCUGUGGACAAUGAGAUCUCUGUGCCGCUCAGGCUGGUAGAAAGUGUGGAAAGCAGAGAUAUGUUCCAGCUGCACAUCAUCUGCAAAGACUCCAAAGUUGUCAGAUGCCACUUUGCGACAUUCAAGCAGUGCCAGGAGUGGGCGAAGCGCCUGAACCGGGUCAUAGCCCACCCGUCCCGCCUGGAGGACCUGUUCGCCCUGGCCUAUCACGCCUGGUGCCUCGGGGCCAGCGCAGACGACGAAGACCAGCACGUUCACCUCUGCCGCCCAGGGGACCAUGUGCGUCACAGGAUGGAAAUGGAGGUCAGGCGGAUGGGCUUUGACACGCAGAACGUCUGGAGAGUUUCUGACAUCAACUGCAACUACAAGUUGUGCUCCAGCUACCCGCAGAAGCUCCUGGUUCCCAUUUGGAUCACCGACAAAGAGCUGGAGAGCGUGGCUUCCUUCAGGUCCUGGAAGAGGAUCCCCGUGGUGGUCUACAGGCACCAGAAGAACGGGGCGGUGAUUGCUCGCUGCAGCCAGCCUGAGAUCAGCUGGUGGGGCUGGAGGAACACGGACGAUGAGUACCUGGUGACGUCCAUCGCUAAGGCCUGUCACAUGGAUACGGGAGCCAAGGGGACGGCAACGGUCCGGCAGAGAGGGGAGGCUCCCGACUCAUGUGACAGUGAUUUUGACUCGUCGCUGACGGGCGGCUCUGGCUGCGAUGACAACACGGUUCCCCAGAAGCUGCUGAUUCUGGACGCCCGCUCCUACACCGCCGCUGUGGCCAACCGAGCCAAAGGUGGCGGCUGCGAAUGCGAAGAGUACUACCCCAACUGUGAAGUAAUGUUUAUGGGAAUGGCCAACAUCCAUGCCAUCCGCAACAGCUUCCAGGCUCUGCGGGCUGUCUGCAGUCAGAUCCCAGAUCCGGGAAACUGGCUGUCGGCUCUUGAAAGCACCCGAUGGCUGCAGCACCUGUCGGUCAUGCUGAAGGCCGCCACUCUGGUGUGUGGCGCGGUGGAACGGGAAGGCCGGCCCGUCCUGGUACACUGCUCAGACGGGUGGGACCGAACGCCCCAGAUAGUAGCCCUGGCCAAAGUUCUUCUAGACCCCUACUACAGGACGUUAGAAGGUUUUCAGGUGCUUGUGGAGACGGACUGGCUGGACUACGGUCAUAAAUUCGGGGACCGGUGCGGCCACCAGGAGAACGCGGACGAUGUGAGCGAGCAGUGUCCCGUCUUCCUGCAGUGGCUGGACUGCGUUCACCAGCUGCUCAAACAGUUCCCCUGCCUGUUCGAGUUCAACGAGGCCUUCCUGGUCAAGUUGGUGCAGCACACCUACUCUUGUCUUUACGGCACAUUUCUGUGCAACAACGCUCGAGAGCGAGAAGCAAAGAACGUCUACAAGCGCACCUGCUCUGUGUGGUCGCUGCUCCGCGCGGGAAACAAGAACUUCCAGAAUUUCCUCUACGUUCCCGGUCACGAUGUGGUGCUGCAGCCAGUCUGCCACACGCGGGCCUUACAGCUGUGGACAGCUGUUUACCUGCCCACUUCGUCCCCCUGCACAGCUGUGGACGAGUCUGUGGAGCUCUACCUCCCCCCAUGUGCCACUGGAGAUGAGCUCACCUCCCGCUCACUGGACAGACUUCCCAAGACUCGCUCCAUGGACAACCUGCUGUCCGCUCUGGAGAACGGUCUUCCUCUGACCCGGACAUCCAGUGACCCGAACCUGAACAAGCACUGCCAGGAGGGCCGCCCGGCCCCGGAGCCCUCAGCUGCGGCGGACGACUCGUCCACAGGCCCCUCUGAGGACGACCCGACUGACGGGGCGGAGGAGGCGCCGCCGGCAACCAGUCCGAGUCUGGACCAGAACUACAAGAGCGGACUGGGGGCAGAGGAAGAGCCCUGUCUGACCACACAGCCCUUGCCGUCUCCACCCCUCCCCCCCGUCUGCGACUCCCCAACCCGCUCACAGACUGCCUUCGUCACUCCGGUCCUCCACCAGGCGUUGUCUCAGGCCCCCAGCCCGCCGCUGCCGUCUCCUCCGCUGGAGGCGGAGAGUCCGGGUGGGACUCCAGAACCCGCCUCCCCGUCCCACAAACCAGAGCCCUGCUUACCUCUGCCCUGCAAAAACACCCAGCCUGCGGCCAACGCCUCCACCUUACUAACCAACGGACAUGGCGACGGCGAGGCUGACGGGCUGCCGCCGCCCGGUGCCCUGCUGGCGGUGAGGCAGCAGACGGCCAGCAUGGACGACUCCACGGAGACGCUCACAGACGAGGGCGAGCUGCCGCCAGCCUCGUUCCCUCUGCUCCAUCAGAGCCGCUCCAGUGACGACGAGUCGCCGCAGAAAGACCAGGACAGCUCAAGGACGGAACCAGCGAAGGGAAGAGGGAGGACACUGACUGAUUCAGCUGCCCACACCGAUUCCGUCCUCCGACCUCUGACCUCUCAGCUGUCCGACCUGCCUCUGCUGGCCUCCCCGUGGGACAGCGUCCCCAUCCUUGGUCUGGGCCAGUCUAACUACAGGCACCCUGGCGGCUACCAGAGCCGCCGGCUGCUGGGUAAGCUCCUGCGCUCGCAGGGCUUCGCCGCCGCCAGCGGCUCGCAGUGCUGCCGCAGGGAGGCGCUCUGCUGCUCCAGCGGCGCCCGCAACCUCAGCUACUCCCUGGCAGGCCACCAGCUGCUGCCGGCAUCGUACUCCUCCCCGUCGGCCUCCAGCUCGCCGCCUCCGCCCCACGCCCCGGCGUACCUGGACGACGACGGGCUGCCGGUUCCUCUGGAUGCCGUGCAGCAGCGGCUGCGGCAGAUCGAGGCCGGAUACAAGCAGGAGGUGGAGGUGCUGCGGCAGCAGGUGAGGCAGCUGCAGAUGAGGCUGGAGAGCAAACAGUUCAGCACCCCGCCCUCCGAGCCGGACGUCGACUACGAGGACGACAUCACGUGUCUGCGGGAGUCAGACAACAGCAACGAGGAGGACUCUCUGUCCACCCACAGCGAGGACCGUCUGUCUGAGGGCAGCUGGGAUCGAGUCGAACCCAAGGACACAGAGGUGACGAGGUGGGUCCCCGACCACAUGGCCUCUCACUGCUUCAACUGUGACUGUGAGUUCUGGAUCGCCAAGAGGCGUCACCACUGCAGGAACUGCGGUAACGUGUUCUGCAAAGACUGCUGCCACCUGAAGCUUCCCAUCCCGGACCAGCAGCUGUACGACCCGGUGCUGGUGUGCAACACCUGCCACGACCACCUGCUGGAGUCUCGCACUCGCGAGAUCCGCAGCCAGCAGCUCAAGAAGGCCAUCGCCACGGCGUCCAGCUGAGAGGACGCACAGCGACGCGCGGCACCACCUCUGCUCCGCCCUGCUCGCUUUGGAGCGGAGCGACACCCCGUUGGCGACCUCGACGCGCCGUCGUCGUGGCUACGGAGGGGCUACGAGGAAGAGAAGUUUGUCUUGAAACGCAGACGCGCCCAAGACUAGAAGGUAUGACGCAGGUUAGCAGGAAGCGGAGGUGACGAUGAUGCUGUUGGGACAUUUUUUCAGCCCGGAGCGCUGCAGCGUCCUGCUGCCCCCUCCCCCCUCUCUUCACCCCGACACAGCGUCCCGUCUCUGUCCACCACCUUUGUCCACCAUUCUGGCUGGACUCCGUCUCGCUCUCCAGAGGACAAUCGCUCAACCUUCGCGUGUCGGGGACUCCGACGGCUUCCACCUGUACCACUGGAGGCGAUUUUAAAAGAGGAAAGAAAAAAAAUGCUGCUACAGUAUUUAAAAGUCUAAUUUUGUAUUUUUAUUUUGUGCACUACUAGCUGUUGUGUAUUUGAGGGAGACCAAACUUGAGCAAAAAGGGAGAAAUCUGCUGUUUACUUUGCUAACGCAUCUUAUUCCUUAGAGCCGGAAUGUAACGCGUGCUGGGGAAGACUGGAUCCGUUUCCGUUCUCGCUGGAGUCCUUUAAGUGUUUGUCUCUGCCGCGUGUUCUCAGACCUUCUGUGUGUGCACGGUCAACGUGGUUCUGUGUUUGUCGCUGCUUCGCUCCGCUGCGGCCGUGUCGCGGCGUCGGACGUCCCGAACGGCGCCGCUUGUUUUCGGAGACGACGGCUGGGAGGCAGGAGGAAGACGGGAGUCGGGAUGUGAGAUUUUAAAGGUGCUGGCGGCUUUUCCGUGAUGAGUUUAUGCCGAAACUCUCAUCUGAACAUCUCAAGCUUGUGAACUGGAUACAGAAUACCCAGAUUUCUUUUUUCUUUUUUCUCCCGUCUCUUUCCUCCCACUAAAAAAUGUUUUUGUGUCUACUGGUUGUUUCUUGAAUCAAUAGUGCCAUAUUUGGUUUUUGUCUACGUUUAAAAGCCUUUUUUUGUUUUAACUUCUUCUGGACAGCAGCAGGUUUCUAAUUGGCCACGUCUGUGUAUGAUUUAUUGGUGCAAAUAUUUAGCUGCUUAAUAACACUGACUUAAAUUAAGAUUAACAAAUUGUUGAGUUUAGAUAAAGACAAUUAUGGGAUAUAACUGAAUUAGCAAGCCGUUCCAGGUUAACCAUUGUGUAAUGUUUGCGAUGUUAUUUUUGCACGAUAUCGAAGUCGAAAUUUUCAAGGCGAGAUCAAAAAUGUAACAAGAAGUUUUCUGAUCAGUAGUGAUGGCUAAAACUCGUUACCUAAUAAUUGUUGUAAAGAAAAUGCACUGUAAAACUGAAAUCCCAAGAGUUAAAAAUAAACCAUCAUAUCAACUCGA